This is a messenger RNA of Girardinichthys multiradiatus, 748 nucleotides long. It is a transcript of the gene gal, whose product is annotated as galanin/GMAP prepropeptide. Gene Ontology annotation, cellular component: extracellular region. The transcript is spliced from 7 exons. The coding region runs from base 160 to 588 and encodes 142 amino acids. Gene Ontology annotation, molecular function: hormone activity. Lineage: Eukaryota; Metazoa; Chordata; Actinopteri; Cyprinodontiformes; Goodeidae. The record is from RefSeq and is a predicted model, not a curated record.
UGUGCAGGAGCAGGAGGGGCUGCUGACGGCAGCAGGCGAUAGAAGGGUCGGGCUGCGGUGGCAAUAAAAGGUGGCCUGAAUUCUCAGUUCAUCCCAAGCAGAGAUCAGAGGCUCAGCAGCAACAUCAGCAGCGCCACCAGCGGGAAAGAUCGAUCAAAGAUGCAGAGGUGCUUCGGCGUUUUUUGCGUGUCGCUCAUCUUAUGCGCAACGCUCUCUGAGACCAUCGGGCUGGUUAUUGCGGCAAAAGAAAGGCGUGGCUGGACUCUGAACAGUGCUGGCUACUUGUUAGGUCCUCGUCGUAUUGAUCACCUAAUUCAGAUAAAGGAUUCUCCCAGUGCCAGAGGCAGAGACGAGCUGGUCACACAAUAUGGAAUUGAUGGACACAGGACACUAGGAGACAAGGUGGGACUGGCUGGCAAGAGAGACAUGGGUCAGGAGGAAGACAUCAGAGCAGGUCCUCUGCAAAUACAAGAUGAAGACAUCAUCCACACUGUCAUCGAUUUCCUGUCGUACCUCAAGCUUAAAGAGAUGGGAGCCUUAGACAGUCUGCCAUCUCCUGCCACAUCGGAUGAACUGGCCAGUCCCUGACAUCUCUCCUCCACCUGUGUCCUCCUACAAUCUUUCAAAUGUUUGGCCACUUAGUGCCCUAAAUGUCCAAUUACCUUGGCUCCACGGGCAAACAUAUUAUCUUCAAUUAUAAAUCUUGGAUGUUUCUGUUCCUGUGUAAAUAAAACUUUUAUCUACUGAA